UGUCAGCGGUGUAAACUGAGAAAGGACUGGGUGUGAGGGGGAGACAGACGCGCAGCACGCAGCGGACACGCAAGGACCUUUUAUCUGAUGCUUUUCCUCACACUUACGUUAAUCCGGUAAAGGAAACGAAUCGUUUCAUCCGGGUAUCUCGUCGGGUCUGCUUUUGUCCCCUAAGGCCAUUUUAUUUGGUUCUGUUCAUUUUAUUGUUGUUGUUAUCUGGACCGGGGGUUCGGGUGGAAGAUCCCGGAGGUGAUGAGUCGUCCCGAACCGCGUCGGCGCGUCGCUGUCCGUGGUCCUGAAUGAGACAGAGCCCUUGGGAGUCGGCGGAGAGGGGGUGUGGUCGGAGGUGUAUGCUGCUUAGUCAAGUGAGUUGAAAAUCUCAGAAGGAAUGGAAUUACGCGUGGGAAACAAGUACCGCCUCGGGAGGAAGAUAGGGAGUGGAUCCUUUGGAGAUAUCUACCUUGGUUCCAACAUUGCAACAGGAGAGGAAGUAGCUAUCAAACUGGAAUGUGUGAAGACGAAACACCCACAGCUCCACAUAGAGAGCAAAUUCUACAAAAUGAUGCAGGGUGGAGUGGGAAUUCCAUCUAUAAAGUGGUGCGGGGCAGAAGGAGACUACAAUGUUAUGGUGAUGGAGCUGCUGGGCCCCAGUUUGGAGGACUUGUUCAACUUCUGCUCCCGCAAGUUCAGCCUGAAAACAGUUCUGCUGCUGGCUGAUCAGAUGAUCAGUAGGAUAGAGUACAUCCACUCUAAGAACUUCAUCCAUAGAGACGUGAAGCCUGAUAACUUCCUGAUGGGGCUCGGAAAGAAGGGAAACCUGGUCUACAUCAUCGAUUUUGGCCUGGCCAAGAAAUACCGUGACGCCCGAACGCACCAGCACAUCCCCUACCGUGAGAACAAGAACCUCACCGGAACCGCGCGGUACGCCUCCAUCAACACCCACCUGGGAAUCGAGCAGUCAAGACGGGACGACCUGGAGUCUCUGGGGUACGUCCUCAUGUACUUCAACCUGGGUUCUCUGCCAUGGCAGGGGCUCAAGGCUGCAACCAAACGGCAGAAAUACGAACGCAUCAGCGAAAAGAAGAUGUCCACCCCUAUUGAGGUGCUCUGCAAAGGAUAUCCUUCUGAGUUUUCCACAUACCUGAACUUGUGCCGGUCUCUGCGGUUCGAUGACAAGCCAGACUACUCCUAUCUGAGGCAGCUCUUCAGGAACCUUUUCCACAGACAGGGCUUCUCGUACGACUACGUCUUUGACUGGAACAUGCUGAAGUUUGGGGCCAGCAGGACAGGGGAAGAUGCUGAGAGGGACAGAAGGGAAGGCAAAGAAGGCGAGGAACGAGCAGGACCAGGCCAAAGAGGAGCUGGAGGUCGAGCUUUGCCUCCUGGUCCAAACGCCUCUGCAGUCAACAGAGUAAGAAACGAGCCAGACACCGGCCCCUCGAAUCCAGCAGCACGUGGCGCCCAACCAUCAGGUAACCGCUCUCCUCAGGCAGGGAGAGCAGAACGAGCUGAGCGAGAGAGGAAGGUGGCCAUGAGACUUCACCGCGGGGCCCCAGCCAACGUCUCGUCCUCCGAUCUCAAUGCACGUCUGGACCAAUCGCACAUGACCUCAUCACAGGUCAAUGUGCCAUUUGAACAUCUGGCAAAGUGAGUUUCCCUUCAAUGGCCUGCAGGUCUGUGGCAGCUGAAGGGCAUCAAACACCCCAAACUUCUUCAAACGAAUGAAUGGAAAUGGUGAAUGAGUAAAGAAGGAUAAACGAGGAUUGAGAGGAUCGUUGUCCACGUGAGCAUGCCCAGAAACAGAUAGACUGGAUCAACCUUCACGCUGGAAACGUCUGGUUCUGCUUUACACUUUGCUGUCAGGCGGAGGGAAAGACUGGAGGAUCUCCAGACCCGCUUCACCUAUCUUCGUGUCAAGUCAGAGGCACCAACUGCAUAACAACAAUACAUCAAAGUGCACAAAAGAACUCUGUUUAAAUCCCUGGGGUUUACAUGUGGGUUAAUUUAAACUCAAAACGUUGCUUUCUGGUAAUUAUUAGAAACAAAAGUGUAGUCAAACAUCCUGAAAAACAAAUGCAGAACAGAGGAGAAGCUGCUAUGGAGACCAGUCAGAGAUCAGUUAGAUCAUUUCAUUGUCUUAAAUAUUUGUUUGAUUCACCCAAAAGAGUCUAAAUAGAUGAACCAUAGAGGAGAGGAGAGAGAUGAAGAAUGGCCGAGGGCAGAGCGGUCCCUGUUCUCUACCAAACUAAAGACAGAGACGUGGAAGACUGUGUGAUACGAUGAAGCCUUAGUCCAGCUUGUAACUCCAGGUAUGACAAGACUUGAGAAAGUUUAGUUAUCUUGGAAGCCAACAAGUCUGGUGUCACAUUUUUCUCUAUUUUGUUUUUCCAUUUUAUACAUCGUGUACAGAAAAGUGUAGAUAUGUUUCGCCAGAAUGUGACAGAUUUAUUUAUCAAAGAUGGGAUUGAGAGAAAAUACAAUAUUCUUACACCCUGAAGCAAAAAACUGUAAAUGAGUGAGUGUGUGUGUGUGUGUGUGUGUGUGUGUGUGUGUGUGUGUGUGUGUGUGUGUGUGUGUGUGUGUGUGUGUGUGUGUGUGUGUGUGUGUGUGUGUGUGUGUGUGUGUGUGUGUGUGUGUGUGUGGUUGAUCACUCUGACAGACGAUGACAGGAGGAACCAUGUAAACAGAAUUAAAAGUAUUUAGAUCAGACCAGUGUCAGUCUGGGUGAACAGGUGUUCUGUAUAUUUCUCUACCACGCUUCAACUUUCUAACUUGUGUAUAUUUUCUGACCCAAUAAAAAUAUACACACCCUCA
Molecule: messenger RNA, 2814 nt
Organism: Nothobranchius furzeri (turquoise killifish)
Lineage: Eukaryota; Metazoa; Chordata; Actinopteri; Cyprinodontiformes; Nothobranchiidae
Gene: csnk1e
Product: casein kinase 1, epsilon
Biological process (GO): positive regulation of canonical Wnt signaling pathway; peptidyl-serine phosphorylation; positive regulation of proteasomal ubiquitin-dependent protein catabolic process
Cellular component (GO): cytoplasm; nucleus
Molecular function (GO): protein serine/threonine kinase activity; ATP binding
Source: RefSeq, a predicted model, not a curated record